Alexandromys fortis (reed vole) is the source of this 2878-nucleotide messenger RNA. RefSeq lists its product as uncharacterized. The record is from RefSeq and is a predicted model, not a curated record. Bases 288 to 938 code for a protein of 216 amino acids. Lineage: Eukaryota; Metazoa; Chordata; Mammalia; Rodentia; Cricetidae. The transcript is spliced from 2 exons.
AGAGAGAGAGAGAGAGAGAGAGAGAGAGAGAGAGAGAGAGAGAGAGAGAGAGAGAGAGAUAGACCCAACAUUAACAAACAAGAUAGAGAUAUACUGUCCACGUACCAUUUACUCGCGAUGAUGUGUUCAAUAAACUUAAUGCCUGUAUUCUAACUUGGCUCAUCAACUGGCACAGAGUUAAGAGUUUAGCAAAUACUAGUUACUGUUACCAUUAUGUUUUAAUAAUAUUUUGAUAAUGAACGGUGUCAUUCCAAGAAUAAUGAAUCGCUUCCUUUCUUGAAGUGGAGAUGCCAUUCCUGAGCCACUGUUUGUUUAAAGCGCUGGGACACCAACAGGCCAUACAGCCUCCCCGUCGUGGUGGAGCCGGGGUGCAGGGAACUGCCCUGAGCUUCGCUCCCAGGGUCACGUGGCGCGCGGCCUCGCCCCUCUCCGGCGGCUCCGGAGCGUCCGCGGCGGCACUCGGUGCGCGUGCGCGGAGGCCUGCGCGCUCUGCGGCGCGGUCCUUGGUGGAGCCGGCGGGUGCGGAUAGGGGGUGGCGAAUGGCUCUGCGGGGCCCGGCGGCCUUCGGACCCGGUUCCCGCGGGUCGUUGGACGAGGCCGGGGCCGAGGGGCGCGAGGCGGCGGCCCUUUCGGCGGCGGGAGUCACGCCGGAGGACGAGGAGGAGGACGAUGGGCGCCGGGGCCUGCUGCGCUGGGAUGGCUUCUCGGCCUGGCUACACUGCGUGUGUGUGGUGGGCUUCGACCUGGAGCUGGGCCAGGCGGUGGAGAUGAAAUCCAGGGACUUCCGAGCACUAGGCAAGCUCUUCACCCUGUAUCCCCAUCCCCUGUCAUUUAAUCUUAAUCCUGAUUCUGUAACAGUUGACCCAAACCUGAUGUCAUAUGGAAAAUCAUUGGCUUGUAAGUUUGUCAGUUUCCCCUUUUUAAAACAUCUUGCCUAAGGCCUUCGAAUCUAACUCACUUUUGGUUUUGUUUAGCAUCCUUCUUUGUAGCUUAAGAGAUUUGUCUUAUUUUUCCAAGAGAAGUGUUAUUAGAAAGACGUAUGUUCUAAAGUUUUUGGCAUUUUUGUUGUUAGUCUAUUGGUGUCAGUGAACAAUUCUAAUGUAAUAUUGGUGGCCUGAACUGGCCGGGGAGGUUCCAAGUGAGGAACUGCUGCAUUUGUAUUCUACCAUCUUUCUGUCUUCUCUGCCGUUACACAGUUCAUUAAAUACUGAGUUUUCACUACGAUCUAGACAUUGUAGGAUAGUAGCUAUACAAAUAAAAGGAUGUUAUAGACCGGUAUUUGUAGAUUUAGACAAUUUGUAGAUCCAAGAAUUAAUCUCGGUAGUACACAGGAUCAAAUUUAUUGCUUGACAUAAAUAUUCAGUAAAUAUUUGUAGAUAAUAGAUCGAGUUAGUACGUAGAGAAAUUAGUUAUUUUAUUUGAGGUAGGAAUAGCAAUCGCUAAAGACUGAAGACAUUGAAGAUUUUUUUUAUGUGUGUAUUUUGCCUCCAUGACUAUAUGUACAGAGCAUUUGUGUCUUAUGUCCGUAGAGGCUGGAGAAAGGGGUCAGAGUCUCGGGAUGUGUAGUUCCACAGUUCUGCCUACAUGGGUGCUGGGAACUGACCUCAGAUCUUCUAGAAGAGCUGAGCCAUCUCUCCAGCCCCUGAAGACAAUGUUUUAUGCUAAUUAUUUGAUGAUAAACUAAAAUUCUAUGUGUAGCAAAAUGAAACUCAACUAGAGAGCAGAGGCUGUUGUAUUGGUUGCAUUAAAAAUUAUUUACAUGCGGGUUUUUUGCUUACAUGUGUGUCUCUGCACCACACUCAUGCCUGUUGCACCCGGAGGUCAGAAGAGGGCAUCCAGCCCUCUGAUGGGGAGUUACAGAUGGUUGUGAACCUGGUCCUCUGGAAGAACAGCCUAAGUGUUCUUACCCACUGAGCCUUCUCUUUAGCCCCUUUGAUUGGUUUGUAAUCUCAUCAUUUGGAACAUUGCUUUUAACAUGAGUAUUUUUUAAAUAAUUGGAAUAUUUUCAAUUUUAGUAUAAUUUUAAACAAGUUGAAUAUUAACAGAUAUAAAUAUUUAAUAAUAUUAGUUGGGAUGCUGAAAACUAUGUAUCACUAAAAGGUGCAUACAUUUUACCUCCCAUCGCUACCACUGCACAGCGGUUUUCUUUAUAAUGUAGUUCGUAGCUUUUUUCUUCCUCAAUAUUUAAAGAAAAGUAUUAACAGUAUGAAUUCCCUCAGAAAAUGAGUAAGACAGGAUUCUUCGAUCUUCUGUUUUACUUUGUGUCCAGAUUCAGGAUCUUCCUCUAGGAAGUAAGGAUGAGUGUUGGGGAAAUUCCUUCAUAAAGGACCUAAAGAAAGAUAAGCAUGAUAAGAUGCAAAAUGACUUUUGUUUUGUUUGGAAACUGGAGCCCACUCUAACCCUGGAGUACAUGUAACCCAGACUAGCCUUGAACUCACAGCAGCCUUCCUGUCUCCAUGUUUGUGACAAAGCAAUUUUGGUUUGCUUGUGUAAAAAGAUAUAUUACAUUUAUUUAUUUGUGUGUGUGUGUGUGUGUGUGUGUGUGUGUGUGUAUGUGUGUGUACGAUAGAGCACAAGCAGGAACGAGUUGAUUCUUUCCUUUCACCACAUGGGUCCUGGGGAUCAAACUCAGGUUUUCAGGCUUGGAAGCAGCAAAUUUCUUUUCCCUAAACAACUGAACCAUCUCACUUGUUCUUGGCUUUUGUUCUUAGGGUCUCUUUAUGUAGACCAUAUUGGCUUCAAACUCAGAGAUCUAUAUACUCUGCCUCCUAAGUAUACCACCAUGCCCAGCCUUUUGUUUUAUUUUUGGUUGUGAGCCUAGCUUUUAGCAGCUGAGCCGUCUCUUCAGCCCUUUAUUUUUUUGUUAUUAUUAUUAUUU